CAAAUUUCCAAGAUUUAAACAUGCACCAGUACAAUUUUGUGAGCCCACAUCAACCGAUGCUCACCUCGCCCCAGGUAGUCUCUGAAACAGUAUGGAGUCAACCAGAUGUUCAAGAAAUUCCUUGUCCCCCUACAGCAUCCAAGAAGGGGAAGGACAAGAAGGUAUCUAGGAGGGAUUCGAACUUUACAACAGAAGAAGAUGAAGUGAUAUGCUCGGCGUGGUUGAAUGUGACCACAGAUGCUGCAAUUGGAUGCAAUCAAACCGAAGGAGGUUUCUACAAGCGCAUACAUACCUAUUUCAAGCAGAACAAACCGCAAGGAAGUGAACACAACCAGAUUGCCAUUCAAGGUAGAUUGCCAAUCUGGAUAGAUACCAUCAGCUAG
Panicum virgatum (switchgrass) is the source of this 383-nucleotide messenger RNA. RefSeq lists its product as uncharacterized. Lineage: Eukaryota; Viridiplantae; Streptophyta; Magnoliopsida; Poales; Poaceae. The transcript has 3 exons. Bases 21 to 383 code for a protein of 120 amino acids. The record is from RefSeq and is a predicted model, not a curated record.